This is a messenger RNA of Psilocybe cubensis, 1005 nucleotides long. RefSeq lists its product as uncharacterized. The transcript has 7 exons. Bases 1 to 1005 code for a protein of 334 amino acids. NCBI's taxonomy places the organism in Eukaryota, Fungi, Basidiomycota, Agaricomycetes, Agaricales, Agrocybaceae. The record is from RefSeq and is a predicted model, not a curated record.
AUGGUUCUCGAUGGUGUUGCUGACGCCGAAGACCACUAUGGUGUCGAACGACGGGGAACAAGUCUUAUCGACACGGACAAAGUUUUUGACGCAUUUUUAACAGGCUGUGCUGGUGCCGGCCCAGAGAACUGUCAAUUUUGGGCCCCUACUGCAGACGAUAUACGCCAAAAUCUCACUGUUAUCAUGAAGCAUAUUCGUUCUCAUCCUAUGCCCAUUAAGGCAGACUCGGCGUAUGGAAUACUUGACUACAAAAAACUGAGGCGGACGAUAUUUUCAACUUUAUUUAGCCCAUAUACCUACUUUUCCGCUUUGGCCAAGGCGCUCUCCGAACUUGCGGCAGGAAAUGGGACAGCUAUCUAUACGUUGGUCCCUAGCCGGAAGACACCUGAGUGCCACUGCGACAGCCAAUCAAGGACCCCUAAAAACGACAUUAUUGCGGAUGCCCCCACUACCAUUAUAUGUAAUGACGGCGAGGAGAUUCAAGAAGAUAUCGACGCUCUGGAAGCCCAUUUACAACUGACAAUGAAGGCUUCACAAUGGGGUGAUUUUUGGGCUUCGAUUAGAUUUGGGUGUUUAGGAUGGCCUAAGUUUCCCACAACGCAAUUCCGAGGGCCAUUCGAGGGUAAAACGAGUCACCCAAUUCUGAUGAUUGGAAAUACAGCAGAUCCCGUCACUCCCUUAUCGUCCGCACGAAAGAUGGCCCAGGGUUUUGAAGGAUCCGUUGUACUUCAACAAAACUCACUGGGCCAUUGCUCAUUGGCAGCGCCGUCUCCUUGUACCUAUCGACAUGUGCGGAACUAUUUUGUCGACGGGAUACUCCCCCCUGAAGGAACCGUUUGUGAGCCAGAUGUGGAACUGUUUCCUGUUGCGGAUUCUCUGCAAGGUCACAUCAGUACUGAGGCUCAGCAGUACUUGGAUUCUCAGCCUACACAUUUACAAGGCCGUGAGUUCGUCCAGGCAGUUGUUGGCCUUAGCAAAUUGGAUAUCGCGACUGUCUUCUUUUGA